This is a messenger RNA of Solea senegalensis (Senegalese sole), 2833 nucleotides long. RefSeq names its product MORN repeat containing 3 (gene morn3). The transcript has 5 exons. NCBI's taxonomy places the organism in Eukaryota, Metazoa, Chordata, Actinopteri, Pleuronectiformes, Soleidae. The record is from RefSeq and is a predicted model, not a curated record. Bases 952 to 1740 code for a protein of 262 amino acids.
UCACCCAACUCAGGACUCCGGUCAACUCUGUUAGCUUGGAUCGCUUCUUGACGAAGUUAUAUUAAUUAAUUACGUCGCAACAUAUUAAGACUUGAAUACACAAAGGGUAAGUGUUUGAUAUUCCUUCCUACCUGGUGCAAAGUUACAGAGUUGUUAGAUAGACAGGUCAGAAAACAACUGAUUAAACUUUAUCAUGCAUUUGUUUGCACCAUAUCAGGGCCGGUCCAAGACUUUCUGGGGCCCAAAGCAGAAUUGGUGCUUGAAUAUUGUUGAUAGAAAUGUAACACUAUACAUUGGAUUAUUUAUAGCUAUGUUAUUUAAAUCUAACCAGUGUCACUUUUCUUUUUUAAAUUAGAGGGUAGUAAAAUCACAAAAAAAUGGCCAAGUAUUAAUUAGCACGUUUGUAUAGUAUUAUAUCUAGAUUUCUUUAAUAUGUUAAAAUGUUUUGGUUUCUUUUCUUUUUUCUUUACACACUGAUGUUCAGCAAACUAAAGUUUAGUUUGCUUAUGUCUCUGCACUAUAUUACCUUAUCUUCAAAAUCAACGAGACAUGCUACAACUUACAUGUAGUGUAUGUGGUGUGGUGUUUUUGUUUACACAAGGAUAUUUUAUGUUUUUAUCAAAUCUGUGAAUUGCAUUACACACGCUGCACAUGCUAGACAUUUUUAUUGUUGUAUUUAUUCCUGUAUUUGAUUCUUGCAAUGCAGAGUUUUUCCCUUUUAUAGUUGUCAUCUAUAGUCUAUGACAUACAGCAUACAGCAAAUAUAUGCAUACCAGCAAAUAAACUCAGUCAAUAUUCACGUUUUGGCAGCGGUUCAGUGAAAGUUAAUAGAAGGCAUUUCCAUUGGAAGUGGUGAGCAUUAAAAUAAAUCAUGUGCAUGCUAAACAAAAAGAUACAAACUUAAUUGUGUUCAACAAUAAACUGAUAAAUAAACACAUUGUUAUUGAUCUGAUGUUUUUUUUUUCUUUCUUCUUUCUUUUUCUUUAUAAAAUGAGUUUGUUUUUUACAUUUGGGGUGAAAGCUUCAUUGCUGCCUCCAGCCAUGCCUUAUAUUAAGACACCUCAGAAAAAUGAACCACUGACAAGACAGCUGGACGUGAAGUCGCAGAAAUGUGGACUGCGACACACAGUUUACUCACCCACUGGGAAUGAAUACACUGGUGAAUGGCAGGACAACAAGAAACAUGGGAAGGGAACUCAGAUUUGGAGGACGUCUGGUGCCAUUUAUAACGGAGAGUGGAAAUUUGGCAAAUAUGACGGAUACGGUACCUACAGUGAACUACUGCCAGAAACAAACAAAUAUGUCAGAAAGUACUGUGGAACGUGGAAAAAUGGAAAGAAGCAUGGUGAAGGGACCUUCUCCUACAGUAACUCUGACGUUUAUGAGGGGGAGUGGAGUGAAGGACAAAGGAGUGGCUGGGGAAAAAUCUAUUACAAGAAUGGGGAUAUCUACGAGGGAGAGUGGAUGAGGGAUAAGUGUCAUGGCCAAGGCAUUAUUCAAUUUGCAAAUGGGAAUUGGUAUGAAGGUGCCUGGCAAUAUGGCAAGAGGAACGGUGAUGGAAAGUUCUACUAUUCUGACAAAGGGCAGCUAUAUAAAGGAUUGUGGGUGGAUGGAGUGGCAAAAUGUGGGACCCUGACUGAUUGUGGGAGGGAUAACGCACCAAUGCCAACAAAAUAUCCAAUUCCAAAGCUAGGUCUUGUGGAUGCAGAGUUAGUUUUAAAGGAAGCCCGGUCAGUGUGAAUUGAUCGAUACUGAUGAACAACAAGAGGAUCAACAGCAAGUUUUCACCCAAUGCACAAACAAAAUAACAUCUCAGUAUUUAGACAAAAAUAUUUACACUCAAAUAUUUUUCUGUGGAACAAUCUUUUAUGAUUUAACAUUCCAAUCAAAAUAGAAAAAUAAAAUAAAAUAACGGUGCUGAAUUACACGUUCACAGGCUAACCAAGCGGUUUAUAUGAUACAUUUAGUACAUGUUAAAUAUUUUUUAUUGUAUUCACUGGCAACUAUUAGACUUUGUUAUAUUAGCUGAUAUUAGCUGUUAGCUGAUAAACAAGCCACUCUUAAUUAUUCAUUAGGAAAGCUCUGAUACUAUUAAGAGUUUAACGGAUUACUUAAUUAGUUUGUUUCCACAAUUAGAGGACAAUCGCCUCUUCUUAUCUGAAUAUCUGCAUCCAACCAGCUAGAUCACAAUGUUCUGCUUUCUGAACAUUAACAAAUGAAUCUCCAGCUGAAUCUCCAGGUCUACCUCCUCUAACUCAGACAUUAUCUGUUAUCAACUGGUUUGAAAAUGUUGUAUUGUGACUAAAUAGUUUUAUUAUCCAGACCAAAGUUAGGUUAUAGUAAAUAUUGAUUUGAUAGACAAGCACUCCAAUGGCACUGCUUAAGAGUGAAUGAAGGAACGCAGCUUGCUCAUUGUGAAUUUACAAAAUGAAGCACAGGGAAGUGUGUUAUACAGAUAAGUUAUUCCACAAUGAGAUGUGAUUAUGGAAUAUGUGUUAUGUUAAGUGAAAAUUCUUUAGAAAAGAAUUAUUUGCAUAAAUAAUUUCAUAAACUUUAAAUGUUGUGGAUGUGACUUAAUACUUUGUAACUUCAGAAACUAUGAAAGCCUGUUUCUGUAAAAAAGUGUUUAUUUCAUAACCACAGUCUGUGCGCUACAACAUGUCAGCAAAUUUGCUCAAACAAUAUUCAAGUUUUAGGCCUCUGUGGAGACGGUCUACACAGGGGUUACAAAAGCAAGCAGUGAACACCUACAAUAGAUCAUGUGCACAGUGAACAAGGAGUUAAAAGUUGAAUACUUGUGGUUCACAAAAAUAAAUAAAUGCAGCAAGCAACA